This is a messenger RNA of Tarenaya hassleriana, 1210 nucleotides long. Its product is annotated as general transcription factor IIF subunit 2. Lineage: Eukaryota; Viridiplantae; Streptophyta; Magnoliopsida; Brassicales; Cleomaceae. Gene Ontology annotation, biological process: transcription by RNA polymerase II; transcription initiation at RNA polymerase II promoter. The transcript is spliced from 6 exons. The record is from RefSeq and is a predicted model, not a curated record. Gene Ontology annotation, cellular component: transcription factor TFIIF complex. The coding region runs from base 99 to 980 and encodes 293 amino acids.
UAUUCGAUACUUGUUAAGCCGAUAGCUCCAAACCCCGGGUGACGGGUUAAAACGCCCACCCCUACGGCUCUGUCAUCCUGCGUCUCUGCGGACGUUAGAUGUUUCCUCCGUUUCAUUCGUCUCUCUCUCCCCCGAAUAUGGAAGAAUCCAAGCCUCGUAAGCUCUCGAGCAACAACAAUGGUGGUCACCACAGCCAGAACCAGAACCAUGAUUAUCUCCUCGACACGAACCUCGCUGAGAGAGCAAUGUGGCUCAUGAAAUGCCCUUCUAUCGUCGCUCGCUCCCUCCAGUUUUCCCCAUCUUACCCCGACGAUCCUUCUCGUCCCAUCGCCAAAGUCAUCCUCUCUAUCGAUCCUCUGGUCUCUGAUGAAGACGACGGCGGCAACAAUGACUCUUCGACUCAAUUUACAAUGGAAUUGGCUCGUGCUGAAUCAGGAAACAUGCCAAAGCGAUAUAUUCUGGAUAUGUCGAAAGAUUUUAUCCCUAUGUCGGUGUUUUGUGAGUCUUCAGAGGGGAAGGUGUCUGUUGAAGGGAAGAUCUUACACAAAUUUGACAUGAGGCUUCAUAAUGACAACAUCGAGAGCUAUGGUAAACUCUGCCGAGAAAGGGCAAACAAGUAUAUGUGCAGAAAUAGACAGAUACAGGUCAUUGAUGAUGCUACUGGAAUGCAUAUGAGGCCUAUGCCGGGAAUGAUCAUUCCAACCGGAAAUCCUGAAAAGAAGAAAGUGCCAAACAGGACAUCGGAAAUGAAAAGAACAAGAAGGGACCGGAGAGAGAUGGAAGAGAUCAUGUUCAAGCUAUUUGAAAGACAAUCAAAUUGGACUCUGAGACAGCUUAUUCAAGAAACAGACCAACCAGAGCAAUUUCUGAAAGACUUGCUAAGAGACCUAUGCAUGUACAACAACAAAGGAAGCAACCAAGGAUCUUAUGAGCUGAAGCCUGAGUACAAGAAGACCACAGAGGAUCAAACCAAUAAAUAGGCUUCACAAGAAGAAGAAGAAGAAGAAGAAGAAGAAGAAGAAAUGGUUAUGGAGAACGUGAUAAUAAGCUUGUGAUGUUGCAACAUCAUCUUUAGCUUUGGUGUCUCUAAGGUUUAGUUACUUCCAAUUUAAAUUCUUCUACACUGUUUUCUGCAAUGAACUUCGAUUGCCAACCUAGUGAAAUUGUGUAAAAAUUAAAAUCGAAAAGCAGAGGAAAUGUUGUUCAAAUA